UAAACGUCGAAGAAGAAGAAGCGCUAGUACCGCUAACAAUGGCAGCCGCUUCCACGGAGUUACGGAUGGAUCAGCUCCCCACAGAUCCGCUGCUUCACAUUUUAUCCUAUUUGGACUUCAGGGACUUGAUGCACUGCAGCUUCGUCAGCAGGCGUCUAAAUGAGCUCUUCAAACAUAACCCUCUGUGGAAGUCUCAGUGCUACAAACACUGGCUGCUGACAGAUGCGGACCGGCUGCGGAUCGGUGUGUCCUGGUUCUGCCUCUUCAAGCAGUACUACUCAGACCUGGGGCGCUACAUCCAGUACUAUGCGGUGCUAAAGAGGGCGUGGGAGCAGCUGAAGAGCUUCCUGCAGCAGAGGUGUCCACGCAUGAUAGCAUCACUCAAAGAGGGCGCCACCGAGGUGGAGCUGAACGACAUCGAGGCUCAGAUCGGCUGCAAGCUCCCAGACGACUACCGCUGUUCCUACCGCAUCCACAACGGUCAGAAGCUGGUGAUUCCAGGGCUGAUGGGCAGCAUGUCUCUGUCCAACCACUACCGCUCGGAGGUGCUGCUGGACGUGGAGACGGCGGCCGGAGGCUUCCAGCAGAGGAAGGGGAUGAGGCGCUGCCUGCCGCUCACCUUCUGUUUCCACACCGGCCUCAGUCAGUACAUGGCGCUGGAGCCCGCCGAGGGACGCAGGAUGUUCGAGAGCUUCUACCCCUGCCCGGAUCAGACGGCGCAGGAUCCUUCAGCCAUCGACAUGUUCAUCACAGGCUCAUGUUUCUUGGAGUGGUUCACAACCUACGUGCACAACGUUGUUACAGGAGAGUAUCCAAUCAUCAGAGACCAGAUCUUCAGGUAUGUGCAUGAUAAAAGUUGCGUGGCAACCACCGACGACAUCACCGUCUCGGUUUCUACCUCCUUCCUGCCCGAGCUUUCGUCCGUCCAUCCGCCGCACUUCUUCUUCACCUACCGCAUCAGAAUAGAAAUGUCCAGCAGCGCCUCGCCUGAAGCCGCCUGUCAGCUCGACAGCCGCUACUGGAAAAUCACCACCUCCGACGGCAACGUGGAGGAAGUCCAGGGACCCGGCGUGGUCGGAGAGUUUCCGGUCAUGACACCUGGAAAGAUACACGAGUACGCCAGCUGCACCACCUUCUCCACGCCGUCAGAGUACAUGGAGGGUCACUACACCUUCCACAGACUCGCCAAUAAAGAGGAAGUUUUCCAUGUGGCCAUCCCUCGCUUCCACAUGGUCUGCCCCCCCUUCAGGGAGCCCGUAGUCCGAACGCAGAAGACAUCGGCUAGCUACACGCCUCGCUUCGACGACCACGACGAUGACGGCGAGUACUGCGACGGAGAUGGCGACGACUUCGGCGACCUGAGGGGAAUCAACAUGGCUGCCUUGGAGGGCGCGUGGUGCCCUCGGCACAUCUGACCUCUGACCUCAGUUAAUCGGGUCGACAACAAUAAAAGCUCCUGAAUGGCCUGAUUGACACGCGGGGGGGAUUAUGGGACGGGUCGCUCCAACCAACCAGAGCCAUACAGGGAUGGAGUUGUAUCAACUUUCAGCUGCCAGUGAAACAAGAAAACUAAAUGUGAAUGAGGUGCAGUUUUACAGAAAAGCUCUUUUCUGUCGGGUGUUUUUGUCAGGACACUGUUGGACAAGCGAGGACGAGACAGACCGGACAGACGCCGGCGCUCGGCAUCGUGGUUAUCUGUGGCAGACAAACACAGCAGGGAACAAACUGAUGCCGGCUGCUUCAGCUUACAGUUUAGAAUCAGAAAAAAGAUGAUUUGUGUUGACUAUGAGAUUUGAAACUUCUUGAGUGAGUGAAGCUUUUUGUGAUGAUGAAAAAAUGUGGAUUUGGUACUUUGUUGUAGAGUUAAGGUUUUAGUUCUCAGCGGGCCGGGAGUUCUUCUACAGAGCCAUGUUUUUCCACUGCAGGAUCUUAAACCUACUGACAGACUGACUUUUCAAGGCUUCAAAUCCACAAAAUUUGAUUUAGCAAGAUGUUAUUCUGCCCCCUACUGGUGAGGCUUCAUAGUACGCAAAGAAGGUAUGAAUAAAACACAGACUCUGAGCCCAGUAUGACCACAACAAAAGGCUUGUUUGAUCCAGAAAUGUCUAAAAGCUGAAGUUCUUCAACAUCUGUAGUAGAAUCAGCAAAUCUGAGCGUUUUUAUUUUUCUUUAAAAAUUCUCCUAGAUGAAUUAUUAUCAAACUAACUCUAAUUUAGGUUACUUGUAAAUCAGAGAGGUUGUUUCCUGUAGUAUGAGCCAGUUGUAGUCUGCCCCCUAGUGUACAGAUCUGGAAAUGCGCCUGUUCUAUGUGUGUUACUAACGCUCUAUAUUGGUAAAAAGUGUGACUUUCUCCAGUUUAAUGGUGAGUGACCCGAGGCCUCCUCAGCCAAAUCUUUUAUUGUAUUUCUUUUUUAUUUUCUGAAAAAUAAUCAAUGUUUUCAGCUCCUUAAAUCUGAUACUUUUCCCUGUCAGGAGACACAAAAAAGGAAUAAAUAAAAAGUAGCUGCAGCUUUAGAUUGUGUUACCUUAGAGAUGAGUUGGAGUCGACAGCAUCUGUCACGCUGCUUUAAGUUGUUGCAGUGGAGAAAAAAAAAAAAAGCAGGGUUUAUUGUGCUCUUUUUAAAUGUAUAUGAAUCAUGUACACACUAAAUGCAGGCAGUGGUCAUCCAGAAGAGGAUUUGGGUUUCUUUUUAUCUGAGGGUUAAAGUGUUUUGUGCUUCACGCUUUUCUUAAACUUGAGUUAGUACCUUAAAGCAGGUUUCUUUCCUUUCUCUCCGGUGGAGGUGGGACGGUCCGCAGGUUCGUUUUUGUAUGUUUGGAUUAAAUAAAUCAGUUAUAUUCA
Messenger RNA from Archocentrus centrarchus (flier cichlid), 2842 nucleotides. It is a transcript of the gene fbxo3, whose product is annotated as F-box protein 3. The transcript is spliced from 12 exons. Lineage: Eukaryota; Metazoa; Chordata; Actinopteri; Cichliformes; Cichlidae. Gene Ontology annotation, cellular component: cytoplasm. The record is from RefSeq and is a predicted model, not a curated record. Gene Ontology annotation, molecular function: protein binding. The coding region runs from base 39 to 1415 and encodes 458 amino acids.